AUGGAAACCAGGGAUACGCUACAAGAAUCUGCUAUGGACAACAUCGGUGAUGCUGGAUAUGAGGAGAAUUUAUUCUUCGAUCUUGGGACCGGUGAUGAUAGUAGUUCUGAGGAUGGUGAUGAUAGUAGGUUAGAUGAUACGGAUACCUCUACGGAUACAAGUUCUCCAUCGAAAGGCAACCAUUCCGGCGGUGGCAAGGCCAACUAUAUGGAAAGGAAGCUGGCAAUGUCGAUUAUGACAAGGAAAUGUUCGGAAGUGCCGCAAAUGUUGGGGAUAGAUAUGGAGGAUAUUACAAAGUUGGCAUUGUUACUAAGGAUAUUUACAACUAUUGUUCUAAGAACAAGAGGUCAAGAAUCGCAGAAGGUGAUGCAAGGACAGUUCUAG
Molecule: messenger RNA, 384 nt
Organism: Miscanthus lutarioriparius
Lineage: Eukaryota; Viridiplantae; Streptophyta; Magnoliopsida; Poales; Poaceae
Source: the annotation of a GenBank genome assembly